This is a messenger RNA of Physcomitrium patens, 6663 nucleotides long. NCBI's taxonomy places the organism in Eukaryota, Viridiplantae, Streptophyta, Bryopsida, Funariales, Funariaceae. The record is from RefSeq and is a predicted model, not a curated record.
CUGUGAUGAAGCGGGGAAUAAUGGCAGGGCCUUCUCCGCUGUAGAGUUAGGGUUGCGCUUUUAGUAGCCUCUGGGGGUCUGCCGAAGUCCAGGUUUCGCGAUUUGGCGUAACCAUGUGUGGACGUUAUUGGUUCUGUUUUUGAUCUGCCGAAUUCGCAAACUUUCCUGGAACAGGGAUUUUUUACAUCUUUUUCGGCAUGCCGAAUUCGUGAUUGAGGGAGGUUCAGUUACACAGAACUACUUUAUCUAUCCGAGGUUAGUCGACCAUGAGGAGAAACAAUGUUUGGGGAGAAUGAGUCAACGAUGGCCACUUUUACAUCGACGGGCUUCGAGUCUGGACAGCAUGACAGCCUUCAGACACACAGGGUUGCGCUUUGGUGCUGGGAAGCACUUGGGCAAGGUUGGUCGGAACUCUAUGGCAGGCGAAGUUGAAACCACUCUGCGAGGGUCAGGAACAAGUACACUAGUGUUGUCCACAAUGCCUUGCUGCUUGGAGCGCUUGGCUCCUGUACCAUUCGCCGGCAGUGGCAGAAAGCUAGGAUUUCGUGGUGUUAGCCCAUCGUAUUGCGACGGGCUUUCUCUGGGGCUGUGCUCAUUAUCAAGAGGUUAUCAGAGGUAUCAUAAAGUUGGUGGUAAGAGUAGCAGGUUGGAUUUCCAUGCAAUAGUCAAUAAAGUGGAAAGGACAACUAAAUCUGCUUUAGGUUCCCGAUUCAUGGUGAAUGCAAGAGAUUUACAUGUAAAACAUUUGCGACCAUUUUACUUUCAUGGUUGGCCGAGUUUAGUCGAUUGUAGUUUUUUUAUGCGGGAAAUAGAUUCAAGAAGAUUAGUGAGGAUUCCUAAUUUAGGAUCAUUGACAGAAUGCGUGGCAUCGUUACAUGAUGGAGCAUCUGUUGAUGAAGAUGUCUGUUCCGAAUUAGCUUUGACGUCCAAUUUAACAGAGGGGGUUGUCUGGGAGGAGAUAACUACCUCUACUAGAUCAUUAAAUGACGCAGAGCGUGCAAGUGAAAGUCCCUCUGUGUUUGGAGCCAGUUGUGAAGGCUUCAAAGAAGAUUCGUCUAUGGAGGGACCGCAUGAGAUUCCUAUUGAGUCGCAAGUGGAUCCAACAAUCAUAGUGUUUGACAUUGAAACAACAGGAUUUUUAAAGCCCGGGAGUAAGAUCGUUGAGUUAGCUUGCCGAGAUAUCGCUGGAGGAGACUGCAGCACACUGGAGACUCUGGUUAAUCCAUACCAACCCGUGCCAAUAGCAUCCACCGCCGUCCACAAGAUUACAUCUGAAAUGGUAAAUCGAGAUGAUAUUCCAAGCUGGACAGAAGUUAUGACUGCAUUUGUUGACUUUGUCGAGAGUCGGCGAAUUGGAAACUCUGAUGUCAUUUUAGUCGCUCACAACGGAAGAAGAUUUGACGUGCCAUUUAUCAUGAAAGAGUGUUAUGAAUGCUCCAUGGAAAUUCCUUCUCAUUGGUACUUCAUUGACACUAUCGAUCUUGCCAAGGCAAUGCUGAAGAAGAGAUUUGGAAAGACGAAAUUAUAUAACUUGCAAUUCCUUUACUAUGAUUGCUACAAACUACCACGCCUCGAGGAUGCCCACCGUGCGGGUGUGGAUGUGGAUAUGCUAGCCAGCGUAUUUGGUAAAUUAUUGAUGGAGCUCGAGAUGCCCGUGUCUGAGCUUCUGGAUCAAGCCUUUAAGGCGAGUCACAUAGAGUUGAAGCCAGAUCUUCUUCUACGAGAAAAUAAUGACCGGUACACAUCUCUCUCAAAGGAGGUAGACGAGACCCUUUUGGAGCAAUCUAUGGUGGAUGUUAUAAUUUGUGAACGGAAUGUAGAUCCUUUACCAGAUAGCAAAGUGAGAACAUUAUUAGAACCACCUGACCAAGGACAAGACGUUGAAGCCAUAUGUGUAAGUUCAGAAUAUGUGGAGACUGAAGAGUCCUGGGAAUCCACUACAGGCAGUAUCACUCUUAACCAUAGUUUCAUGAGCAAGGACUCAACUGCCUAUUCAGAUGGAACUCGAAAAAUAUUUUUAAAGAAAUUUGAGGGUUUUGAUACUCAGACCUUUACCACAGCUCAGUUAUCGGGAGACGAAAAUCCUAGAUAUUCAGAGGAGUUAUCGUCUGGGGAGUUGGAUACUAGGGUUGAAGGUGUGCCUAUCGGGGAUAUUCAAUUGGAUGCAAAUAGAGUCCAUGUUGCUGAGUCGCUCGCCUCUGCUACUAUCGAUGAAAAACUUUUAGGUUUGGAAAAAGGCACCCCUGCUUUAGAAAAUGGAAUUACAUCUUCCUGGGAAGAUAAAUAUGUUUUGGAUGAUGCACAAGACAAUAAAACAUUUGAAUUUGAAGAUGCUCUGGGUUUGGUUCUAGGCAAUGAGGAAGGUCUGGCCACCAGUACACCUGAACCCUCAAGUGUUAAUCAAGUUGAAGAAGAUGCCACGGUGACGAGCUCUCUUGUUUCUGGCGACGAGUUGCCAUCGAAAUAUUUUAAAUCAUCAAGGAAGUCUCGUACCGAGGAAUGCACGAUCCCUACUAGGUCACCAAGUACAUGUAAUGAUGAUCCAAGCUUUAGUAAUCUACAUCCUGCGGACGUUAAUCCCAUCGAUGAUUUGAUUGGAAAUGAAAACUUAGACGGUUUGGAAGUAGCUCAGCAGAGUAAACUCUCGUCUCCAACUGUAGGGGAUGGAGGGCUUCAGCCUUUAAAUAUAGGUGGUACAUUGUUGAGUAGAAAAAAAGGCAAGAGACGAGGAACUGGUGAUGUUCAAACUACAGCGACACGAAAUAUUGCGCACACAGUGGGUGAUUGUGAGGAGCAGCUAUCCGCUGCUGUGGCUACCGUUAUCAAUGAGCUAUAUACUUGUGAUAUUCAACCGGUUAGAGGCCCAGACUCAAAUGAUUCCUCACAUGGUGUUCAGGACGAGAAGCAGAGAAGGGCAAAGGAGCAGUUGCAUUCGAGUUCUGUUAACCUGUCCUUUUUGAGUCCCAUGAUGAGACAGUAUGUGGAGACAAAACGACAAAGACCCAAAUUUCUGUUGCUCUCAAGGGUUGGGGACUUUUAUGAGGCAUUUUUCGAAGAUGCGGAAAGGUUAGCGCACGCCUGCAACAUACGCUUGUCGGGGGUGGAUGGAGGUAAGCUGCUGGAACGGAAGGUGCCAAUGGCAGGAGUCCCUUACCAUAAAGUUGAUGUUUACCUUCGCACUCUACUGAAAAAAGGCAUUUCUGUCGUCAAGCAAGAUCAGGUCACGGCUGCGGAUACUAAAGGCGGGACGAUAAUAGAUCGGCAAGUUACUGCAGUGCUCACCCCCGGCACUCUUUUAGACGAGGCCAUGCUGGAAGAUUCUUGCAGUAACUUCUUGGUUUCCAUCUUUCCUCAUGCUGAUGAAAAUGGAACUUGGGGUCUUGCUUAUGCUGAUAUUUCAACAGGAGAGUUCCAGGCAACACAAGGACAGGGUAGAUCUUCCUUGCUGCAUGAACUUCAGCGUUUACAACCUUCAGAGAUUAUUUUUCCAGCAAAUGUAGUCUGUACUGUAGACAAGAAAACUGAGAUACUACGACCGAUUGGCAUGCCGAGUGAAAUAUGCUACUCCAGUCGACCAACUUCAGAAUUCUUUCCAGCGGCUGCUGAGAAGAGAUUACAUGCUAGUUUUGGAGAGGAAUCCUUGAAGGCCUUUGGUGUGCCUCGAUCAUCUCAUGCUAUUCGGGCCGCAGGCGGCUUGUUGGGAUAUAUUCAGGAAACACAGAAACUUAGUAAUGAAGAGAUACCUCUUCAAUCGCCCAGCUUUUACUCCACUUUAGAUACAAUGCAUAUGGAUGACACUGUGAGGAAACAUUUGGAGUUGCUAAAGACGUCACGCUGGGAUAAGGCAGAAGGUUCUCUUGUAUGGGCUUUGGACCACUCGCAAACAGCUAUGGGGAGCAGAUUGCUUCGCCGUUGGUUGCUCUGGCCUCUCAUCGAUCAUGAGCUUAUCUGUAGACGACAAGAUGCCGUUCAGGUAUUUUUUCACAAUCAUGAAAUGAGGUCAGAGUUUCGCAGCAAACUAGCGCAUGUAUCAGAUGUCGAGCGUAUAGCUGCCCGCAUUGCGUGGAAGCGUGCUGAUUCAAGGGAUCUUUUGACUUUGGCUCAGUCGAUUAAGUGUUUGCCAAGCUUGGCAGAGCUCAUUGAGGGAGCAUCACUCAAUUCAUAUUUUGUUGCUGCUUCCCAGAUCCCCACUACUGCUGUACAAUGGGCCAACAAAGUUGAACAGAAUAUGAUAGCAGAAGAGCUAGGUAAUGGUCUACAAUCAGGCAAGCUGGUGAAGGAAGGUGUCGAUCCGACUUUAGAUGUUCUUCGUCAGAAAGUUCAGGAGAAUAUGAUUUGGCUUGAAAUGUAUGAGGAGCAGGAGCGGUUACGCAUUGGCAUACCGUCGUUAGAGGUUGGUUUCAAUAAGAACAGUGGCCACUUCAUCAGCAUCCGUAAGAACAAACUGAAGGAGGAUUGUAUUCCCAAUGACUAUCAGAAACUUCAGAGUUUGAAAGCAGAGGAGAGGUUUGUCACUCCAGAACUUUUGAAUUGUGAGUCGAGCUUAUUAGCUGCUGAAGCAAAGGUUUUCGAGCGUGAGGAAGAGCUUUUGAGAUCACUGAAGGAAGAGUUAGUAUCCUUAUUGGAGCCUGUCCGAGAGUAUAGUCAAACAGUGGCUGCCCUUGAUGUGCUUUGCACAUUCGCAGAACUAGCUGUGAAUAGGGACUAUUGCCGUCCACAUAUGCUGGAAAAAGGCCGAGAGAUCACAAUAAUUGAGGGUCGGCACCCUGUGGUAGAAUUAUCUUUACCAGAUGACUCGCGUUUUGUACCAAACUCCGUUUACUUAGGAUUUGAUGUUAUCACGGAGAAGAUACCUGCUACUGAACGCUAUGGACUCGGCGAGAAGCUUGAUGGGGCUGAAGCGAUGGAGGAACUUACAGUUGAAAGCGAGAAGUGGUGGCCACGUGCUGACCUUGUUUUAUUAACAGGGCCGAACGCUAGCGGGAAGAGCUGUUAUUUAAGACAAUUGGGACUUAUUCAGCUUAUAGCUCAAUCUGGCAGCUUUGUCCCUGCAAAAUUCGCCCGGUUAUCAAUAGCAGACGGGGUUUAUACACGUGUUGGUGCUGUAGAUGAUUUAGCUGCAGGUCAGAGUACUUUCCGAAUUGAGAUGGUUGAGUCUGCAAAUAUCCUCAAUCGUGCUACUGCCCAUUCAUUGGUUUUGCUGGAUGAAGUUGGCAGAGGAACCAGCUCACAGGAGGGAGGCGUUAUUGCUCGAGCAAUUAUCGAGUAUUUGUCACAGAUUGUGCGUGCAAGGACCAUUUUCUCAACUCACUAUCAUGACCUCCACAUAUUGGAUCAGGAUUAUCCCAACGUUGCAAACUACCAUUUUCAAGCAACUGAAUUGGAUAAUGGUGAAGUGAUAUUCGAUCAUGCUGUGAUGCCAGGCUAUGCUAUAAAGUCUCAUGCUAUUGCAAUUGGUAGAAGUGCUGGAUUACCGGAUUGGGUAUGUAGUAGGGCUACUGAACUUCUUGCCCUCGAAGAAGGGUUAUGUGCGAGCUCAGAUUCAUGUCGGGAACAAUCUGAUUUGGAUGUCCCACAAACCUAUGAAAACGAAGUGUAUGAGGAUCGUGGAAAUAACGAAUCGUACGACAAGAACCUUGCAAUUGGGCUUGAUGAGGUAGUUAAGGAUGCAAAUUGCAGUGGUGAGGCUCUGGCCUCAAAUAAGAGUUUGGAAUAUAAUGAGGGCAGGUGUAUUCCAAAUUUGAAAGGACUUGAAGAAAUGGAAUCAGAAGACUUGGAUGAUGAUCUAGACAAAACUGAAGGACAUAUGAAUGGAGAUGCAACAUCUCAUGUCUCCUCGAAAAUUCCUAGCAGUUUUGAUUUCCCAGAAAAUAUAGAGCAAUCAAUUGCUAUGGAUCAAGGAAGUUCUGACUUUGUAUCAUCAAUAAACUUGGAAGGCAAUGGAGAUGGUGCCUCAGAAAGCACCGGACAGCAUCUUCAAGUGCAAGUGGAAGUACAAGAUCAGUCAGAGGCACAUGCCAUACAAGAAGAAAAAUGUUAUUCAAGAGAGCAACUUGAUGAGGUUUGGGGGCAAGUGUACAUAGCCUUGCAAAAUCAGCCAGCUACUCAAGCGCUUUUGAAGCAAAAGGGAUCUUUGGUAUCAGUUAGCCUUUUAUUGGACGAAUUCCAGGUAUGUGUAAGUGCAUCUUCUCUGUUUGUGAGAAAGUUCCAGCAGCCGGAACAUUUUGCUACCUUGGAGUCUGCUUUUGCAUUAGUAUUGCACCAACCAGUUCAUCUUCGCAUAUCUGCGCGUACUGAUGGAUCGCCAUAGUAACCCACACUACAGUAUGGCUUCAAUUCUCCUCAGUUUCUUCGUCCUACUUGUCCAGUUGGCUGGAAAAGUCAAUUUAUUGUUGGUGAGGUUGAACAGGAAAGGCACAACAAAAUUCUGUAAUUCAUCUGAUUAGAUCAUUUUCACUAAUGUUUCUAUUUGAUCGUCUACCCUCUGCAAAAGUGGAAGAGGUAGCAUAGAGGUUCAUGAUUAUUUUUUUUAAGAGAGUAUUCACCGGGUACACACUUCUUUGGUACUUGAUCUAACUUGUUUCUGACUAGUGUCCAACAUGAAAAGAUUUGUAUCUUGUAUUUAUCCUGAAAGCUCAUAUUUAAAAACCGACAUCUUGAAAA